Messenger RNA from Hevea brasiliensis (rubber tree), 711 nucleotides. Its product is annotated as pentatricopeptide repeat-containing protein At1g08070, chloroplastic-like. The record is from RefSeq and is a predicted model, not a curated record. Gene Ontology annotation, molecular function: zinc ion binding; protein binding; RNA binding. The transcript has a single exon. NCBI's taxonomy places the organism in Eukaryota, Viridiplantae, Streptophyta, Magnoliopsida, Malpighiales, Euphorbiaceae. Bases 1 to 711 code for a protein of 236 amino acids. Gene Ontology annotation, biological process: RNA modification.
AUGGCCAGUCACUAUGAGACAUGCAUAAAUCUGGGGCAAGCUGGAUUGUUUGAUGAAGCAGAAACCCUGAUGAAGAGUAUGGAAAUGAAACCAGAUGGGGAAAUCUGGGGCUCUCUGCUUGGAGGUUGUAAAGUUCACGAACGUGUUGAGUUGGCUGAAAUUGUUGCAAGACAUCUUUCUGAAGUGGAGCCUGAAAACCCCGGGGCUUAUGUGCUCUUAUCAAACAUCUACGCCGGAGCUAGUAGAUGGGAGGAUGUAGCGAAAAUAAGAACUAAGCUAAAUGAUAAGGGGAUGAAGAAAGUUCCUGGAUGUACGUCUAUUGAGGUGGAUAACAUAGUUCAUGAGUUCCUUGUUGGAGACAAGGUUCAUCCCCAGAACAAAGAAAUUUACAAGAUGCUGGAUGAGACAGAUAUCCUUUUGAAGAAGGCUGGAUUCGCACCGGAUACAUCUGAGGUGCUGUAUGAUAUGGAUGAGGAGUGGAAAGAAGGGGCUUUGGGUCAUCACAGUGAGAAGUUAGCCAUUGCUUUUGGUUUGAUCAAUACGAAGCCAGGGACAACAAUAAGAAUAAUCAAGAAUCUUCGUGUAUGUGGAAAUUGUCAUUCUGCUACUAAGCUAAUAUCCAAGAUCUUCAAUAGAGAAAUUAUUGCGAGGGACAGGAACCGUUUCCAUCAUUUCAAAGACGGUUCUUGCUCAUGUAAAGACUAUUGGUAA